Quercus lobata is the source of this 765-nucleotide messenger RNA. RefSeq lists its product as uncharacterized. Gene Ontology annotation, cellular component: chloroplast. NCBI's taxonomy places the organism in Eukaryota, Viridiplantae, Streptophyta, Magnoliopsida, Fagales, Fagaceae. The transcript has a single exon. The coding region runs from base 97 to 645 and encodes 182 amino acids. The record is from RefSeq and is a predicted model, not a curated record.
CAAAAAUCUGACCAAAUUACACCUAAAAGGAUAAGACGGAAAGCAAAUUCAACCACUAGCUUUUGCUGCUGCUGUUGUUGCUUCUUCUACAAAGCAAUGGGCACUAAUUUCCUCCAUCCCUUCUCUUCAAAAUCACCACCAUCCUCAAGUACACUCAUCUUCACAAAAAUAACACACAGGCAAAGCCAAAUCUUCCUACCUUGCAGAAAACAACCGCUUAGAAUAAGUCCCAUCAUCACCAAUAGCACCAACACCAGUAGUAAUACUAAUAGCAACAAUACCAGCGGAGACAGUGCACAGCCACCACCUGUUCCACCAAACCCCGUGGAAAUAAAGUUCAGACGAAGGUCAUCGAGAAGGCGGUCAAGGCAGCAGGCUGAGGAUGGUGCUGCUGGCAGUGGUCAAGCCAUGAAGGCGAAAGUUGAAGAACCUCCAAAGAAGUGGGAGGACAUGAAUAUUACUGAGAAGGCAAUAGAGCUUUAUGUGGGAGAGAAGGGUCUGCUUUUUUGGCUCAACAAGUUUGCUUAUGCUUCUAUCUUCAUUGUUAUUGGAGGUUGGAUACUUUUCCGGUUUGUGGGUCCUUCUCUCAAUCUUUACCAGUUGGACACUCCACCUUUGUCUCCAUCUUCUGUAUUCAAGGGUUAGAUUGAAAUUUGAAACCACAAUUCAGGAUAGGCAACCAAAAUUUUAUGUUCGUCAAAUUAUACACACAAAAUUUUGCAGCAUUCAGAUAAUAAUGUGGGAAAGUUGCACCUUUUUUACUCA